AUUAUUUGUCAAUGAAACAUAUUUUCAUGCUAUGUCAUAUGUUUAUUUAAGCAAAUGUUAGCGAUUAAUUGCAAAUUUGGAAAGGUCGUAGUUCAUGAUGUUUUUCAUCGAAGUCUCAACGUUUUCGGUUUCUGAUAUUUGUAUCUGGUAUUAAACCGUGAUCAUUCGAAAGAUAAAUGUCACAUGUUUUGGAUUUUUUGUAUAUUUGCGAUGCGCUUGAUUAGAUUUGGAAUAACAUAAUUGUGUAGCGAUCUGUGUAAGGAGAGAAAGAAACAUGAACUAUAUGCACAUAUUUUAUUGGGCAGAACUUGUAAUUUUACCGCUGCUAAUGAAUAUUUCAUAUCUAAGAUGACUCAUGCCACUGUUAUUAUAAAAUGUAUUUAAAACGACAUUUAACAUUAAGUUGAAAAAAGCAUGAUGCGCAUAGUUAUAAAAAUUGUCUUUGCUAUGUGACUAAUGUACUAUCACUAUGACUGAAGAACAAAAAGUGUAAUAAUAUUUCAGUUUCAUCCAUGGGAAACAUCUGAAAAUUAUUAUUAUAACUUUAAAACAUUAAUAAGAAUAAUGAAGAUUUGGACAAAGCUUAUCAUAAUUUUUAUCAUAGGUAUAGUAAUAACAGCUAUUGGUCUAACAGGAGGAUUACUAUGGUCCUCAGUUUAUUCGUCAGUUUUAUUCAAGGAAUUGUCAUUAACACCAGAGUCCACAAAUUAUAAACUCUGGACUAAGACACCAAUUCCUAUGUAUUUAAAAAUAUACAUGUUCAAUUUGACUAAUGCAGAAAACUUUGGCGUUAUUAAAGGAGAAAAACCAAAUUUUGUGGAAAUGGGUCCUUAUGUAUUUAGUGAAGUUGAUACCAAAGUGCAAGAAACUUGGAAUAAAAAUGGUACUAUAACAUAUCAAAGGAAGAGGGUAUGGCGCUUUGAAGAAUCUAUGUCCAAUGGUAGUUUAUCUGAUAAUGUUACUAACAUAAAUGCUGUGACUGCUAGUGUUGUAUACGCAUUAAGAUACAAGAUGGAAUUUUUCAAAGAAAUGGCAGAUAGAAUAAUGCGUAUGGUAGAUCAAAAAUUGGUAGUCACCAAAACUGUAAAUGAAUUACUGUUUGAAGGUUACAACGAUACAAUGUUAAACAUAGCUCGAAAAUUGAAUGUGACUGAAAUUCCAUUUACGAAAUUUGGUUGGUUCGUUGAUAGAAAUGGUACUGCAUCUUACGACGGAACAUUUAACAUGCUUACUGGUGAAUCAGAUUUACACAAUUUAGGGAUGUUAACGGAAUGGAAUUUUAAAAAUAGAGUCAGUUAUUAUCCUGGAGAAUGUGGAGUAGUAAAAGGAACGAAUGGCGAUCUGUGGCCACCGUUAACCGAUAACGAAACUAUCUCUUUCUUCGUAUCCGAUAUUUGCACGAGUCUGACAGCAAGGUAUAAUAACACGGUUGUUCAUGAAGGAUUGACUGGUGUUAGAUACACAAGCGAUGAUACGUUACUGGAUAAUGGCAGUAAAGUACCAUCUCGUCGAUGUUACUGUGAAGGAGACUGUGUACCCUCUGGAGCAUUAAAUAUUUCAUUGUGUAAAUGGGGUGCACCAGCAUUCAUUAGUUUACCCCAUUUCUAUUUGGCAGAUCCAAGUUACAGAGAAAAUAUAACAGGAAUGAUUCCUGACAGAGAAAAACACGAACUUUCAAUAGCUUUAGAACCGAAAACGGGAGUCCCAUUAAAAGUAAAUGCACAGUUGCAAUUGAAUUUAUUACUUCUGCAUGACGAUGUUAUGAGUAUGUUCAAAAAUGUUACAAAUACUUUUGUUCCGAUGCUAUGGUUUACACAGGAAGCUCGUUUAACUUCCGACUAUGCCAGCAUAAUUAAGUUCAUUUUAAUUUUAAGAACAUUGGGCAGUGUGACUUUGAUAGGUAUUGCUGCUAUUGGUGUUUUAAUUAUAAGCAUCGGUGUUUUUUUGUUUAUUCGGCACAGUUUAAGAGGUGAAGAGAAUCAAACUUUAUUAUCAAAUAAUGCAAAUAGCGAGAGUAGUAUUAUCAAUGGUUGAUUGAUCGUACUUUUAACGAGGAAAUGAUUAAAUUAUAAGAAACAGAAUUAUGACCAAUAUGGUAGUUAGAUGGAGAAAAUAAUUAUUAUCGUUAAAAUUCAAUGGUUGAUAACAUUUAUGUAUGUUUUCCACAUCCUGUUGUAUGUUGUUCUAUUAUAAUUAGAACAACACAUGAUGGCACCAAGACUAUUUUAAGUGGAAAAUUUAUUACUAUAAGAUUAGUUGUUCGAAUUGAUUAUAAGUAUGCUUUCAAAGUAUUUUCAUGAUUUAAACAAGUGCCUCAUUGCCUUAAUGAAAAUAAAUAGAUGUUGAUAGCAAUAAGAAAAUACAAUUUAUAAAUAUUAAAUACUUA
Molecule: messenger RNA, 2386 nt
Organism: Megachile rotundata (alfalfa leafcutting bee)
Lineage: Eukaryota; Metazoa; Arthropoda; Insecta; Hymenoptera; Megachilidae
Product: protein croquemort
Cellular component (GO): cytoplasm; membrane
Molecular function (GO): scavenger receptor activity
Source: RefSeq, a predicted model, not a curated record